This is a messenger RNA of Aspergillus pseudoviridinutans, 486 nucleotides long. RefSeq names its product DM13 domain-containing protein. The transcript has a single exon. The coding region runs from base 1 to 486 and encodes 161 amino acids. Lineage: Eukaryota; Fungi; Ascomycota; Eurotiomycetes; Eurotiales; Aspergillaceae. The record is from RefSeq and is a predicted model, not a curated record.
AUGGGGUAUUCGGGGACACUGUCUUCUCUCUCUGGAGGUCUCCAAGGCACCGUGACUGUCGUCGACUCGACUACUCUCAUGAUUAGCAACUACGAGCUUCAAGAUGCCUCAGCACCGGCCCUAUACUGGUGGGGAACAACGGAUGGGGUGCUGAAGGACGGAUUCCGCAUUUCAAACGACCAUAUCACGAUGGCUACGACGAAGCCCACCGACAUGACUAUCAAGCUGGAUGCGGGAAAAACGACUGCGGACUUCAGCACUGUUGGUCUUUGGUGUGAACACUUCGGAAUUAACUUCGGCCAAGCUACCCUCAAGGACAAUGGCGGAAGUAACUCUACGACGGCUUCCACGGUUUCAGCAGCCACUGCGUCUGCAUCCGCAUCUGCAUCUAAAAGUGCAGCAGCUGGAAUGGUAGGCCCUACUUCCUUUGGGGGAUUAGCUGGAGUUGUAGUGAGCGGUUUGCUACUUUCCAUGGCUAUGUGCUAA